AUGACACAGAGAUUCUCAGUGGCAGAACCAGCUUCCUGCUCCAAGACCAAGAACACAGGAAAGAGUACAUUCCCCUGCUCCCUCUGUGGUAAACAGUUUACCGAGAAAGGAACCCUCAACAGACAUAUGAGAAUCCACACUGGAGAGAAAUCAGUCGUCUGCUCCCUCUGUGGUAAAGGGUUUACCGAGAAAGGAAACCUCAACACACACAUGAGAACCCACACUGGAGAGAAACCGUUCCCCUGCUCACUCUGUGGUAAAGAGUUUUCACAGAAAGGAAACCUCAAACUACACAUGAGAAUCCACACUGGAGAGAAACCCUUUAGUUGCUCAGUCUGUGGUAAAGGUUUUACACAGAAGGGACACUUUAAUACACACAUGAGAAUCCAUACAGGAGAGAAGCCGUUUACCUGCUCGGUCUGCGGUAAAGGUUUUGCAGAUAAAAAAACCUUUCACGUACACAUGAGAAUCCACACAGGAGAGAAACCGUUUAGCUGCUCAGUUUGCGGUAAAGGUUUUACACAGAUAGGACACUUUAAAGCACACACCAGAGUUCACACAGGCGAGAAACCAUUUACCUGCACAGUCUGCGGAAAAGCAUUUAGUGAUAAACGUCAUUUAAAACCUCACAUGAAUGUCCACACCGGAGAAAAACCAUUUAGCUGCUCAGUCUGUGGUAAAAGUUUUGCACGGAAAAAUUACCUCAACACACACAAACGAAUUCACACGGGAGAGAAACCAUUUAGCUGCUCAGUGUGUGGCAAAAAUUACACAUGGAAACAUGACCUCAACACACACAUGCGAACACACACAGGAGAGAAACCGUUCAGCUGCAGUGUCUGUGGAAGAGGUUUCAGCAGGCGUGCAGAUGUUAGAGGUCAUGAGUGUGCCGGUGAGACACACCUGAGUGCUGCUCACACACAUGUUGUUUUAAUACAGGCUAAUGCAGUCAGCACCGCUGGCCCAUAUGUUUCUAUUUGCCACAACCCAGGGGGACAAUAAGCAAACUGAAUAAUACUCUAUACUCUCUCUUUGCUCUUGGACAUCCACAUACACCGCUGCUGCAUUUACUUUAAACUGAUACAUUUUACUGCUUUUUCUGUUUUAUGCAAUUCUUUGUUUUGUUUUGUUUUUUUCUCUUAUGCUGUUACUUUUACUGCCACAAUUAUUACCAUCAUUCAACAUUUUCUUUCUCAGAGCAGGAUGUUUUGAAAUAUUCUCAUUGACAAUGUGAAAAUAGGAUAACUUCUUGCAAGAACAAUUAUUUGCAUAAAAAAUGAAUGAAACUACAUGAGGACAGAGUUACUAUUAUCCUGAGGUUGUCUGUUACUUUACUGGACAGUUGUGUUGUGUAUUGAGUCGAGGCUACAGGAUUGACCAGGGAUGGGCAACUUUUAUGGGGGUAAGGGCCACAAAAUAAUGUGAGUGAUCAUUAGGGGCCGCAGUGACUCGCAGGGCAGCGAACCCACAGCCACACUGCACUGUCUCUCCAUCAGACUGGGCUUUUUGGCUUUUUCUAGCUCCAGCUCUGCUUGUUAGGAAGCAUCAAAAGAAUAUUUUUGUGCUGUGGUAGCUCUUUUGCUCGUUUAUAUUUCUUUUAAGAUCUUUAAUGAUGGCAAG
Myripristis murdjan (pinecone soldierfish) is the source of this 1620-nucleotide messenger RNA. Its product is annotated as gastrula zinc finger protein XlCGF8.2DB-like. The coding region runs from base 1 to 1002 and encodes 333 amino acids. The transcript is spliced from 2 exons. NCBI's taxonomy places the organism in Eukaryota, Metazoa, Chordata, Actinopteri, Holocentriformes, Holocentridae. Gene Ontology annotation, molecular function: RNA polymerase II cis-regulatory region sequence-specific DNA binding; DNA-binding transcription activator activity, RNA polymerase II-specific. Gene Ontology annotation, biological process: regulation of transcription by RNA polymerase II. Gene Ontology annotation, cellular component: nucleus. The record is from RefSeq and is a predicted model, not a curated record.